Molecule: messenger RNA, 1320 nt
Organism: Dujonia railenensis
Lineage: Eukaryota; Fungi; Ascomycota; Pichiomycetes; Serinales; Debaryomycetaceae
Source: the annotation of a GenBank genome assembly
AUGUUUCAGCAGGAGCAAGUGAAACAACAAUUACAUCAACAACAGGGAGUAUUACUCCAACCUCAAGGGUAUCCUCAAGGCAUAAUGAUAGUUCCACAGAUGCAAUACUACCCAGAACCAGUUGUGUUUCAGGUAGACCAGCAGAUACAACAGCAAGUCUACAACCACCAGCCAUCGCCACAGACUUUGGUUGUCCAACCCCUGGGUCUUAUGAUGGUUCCGAAUCAACAACCCCUCGAGCAGUUUAUGUUUCAACAUCAACAGCAAUUGAUACUUCACCAGCAACAACGGCAACACCACGAGAUGAUAUUUCACCAGCAACAGCGGCAACACCACGAGAUGAUAUUUCACCUGCAACAACAGCAACAGAAGCAGCUACAGAAUCAGCAUCAGCAUGAAAUGUAUAGCCAGAAGCAGCAGAAGUUGAUGGUCCUGCAACAAUUACGGCACCCUCAGCUAGAAAAUCUUGUUGAAGAGCGAAAGAAAAAUAAUACACAGCUGGCUGUAGAGAAAAAACAACAAGAACUACAGAAGAGCCAAGUGAAACUUAGUAAAAUUAAGAAGAAGAUCACAUCCACUGCUAUACUGUCACUACCAUACCCAGUCGACCUCGACAUUCCAUCGGGAGACGAAUUAUCCUAUGACGAAACCAUUGUUAGACCCCCAUACCAGUACCAGAGUUUUUCUAGGGCAACAAGAAGCUAUUCAGAAACAGUUGCACUGACUGUACAGACACCUCAGCGUAAGAGAUCUUCAUACGCGAGUAUAUUGCAUUCACCUCAAUCUGAGUCACCCCCAGGGUCCAGCUCAUCACCUCAUUAUCAACUACAUACACACACAAGUGCUACUACUCCUCCAAACCCCAGACUUCAAUUUUUAGAGCCAGUCACAAAUCUUGAAUACAUAAACACAGAGAACUUACAAGACUUAAAAAUAGAGGAUUAUAGCUUAUUCAACCCAUUUCAUCUUCAUUCAAAACAAAUCCUCAGAAGAAAUCUUAGGUGCCCUGUUUUGAGUUGUCCGUGGAGCCAGAGAAUUUGUGGAAGAGAGGAGCUCCGGAAACAUCACUUUAAGACUCAUCUAAGUCGGGGAAGAAUUGACAAGAGUAUACACCCAGUUGCAGCGGAACUAAUAGCACAGUUGCUUUAUAAAUGUCUAGUUACCGGCUGUGGGAGAAUAUAUAGUAGGGGAGAUUCUCUCAAGAAGCAUAUAAAACUAGUCCAUGAAAAACCAACUAGCAGAUUCAAUAAGAGCGCCCGACUUAAGCUUUUAAAAGUUGAAGAUCAAGGCAUGCGGGAUGCCGCACACAGUUUAUCAUGA